AUGUUUGAGUUGGCCUUCAUCGCAGUAUGUCUUCUCAUUUUAGCCUAUGCAGCCCUAAAAAUUGCUAAAAGUGGAUUUUUCAGUAAUAUUCAGCCAUCUGUUACUGAAACGCCAAAGUAUCUGGGCAAAUCGCUCACAGUGUAUUACAAGCACCAUAUCGGUGCUUACUCCGGUGUCGGUACAAUAUUCAAAGAGGCACGCGGACUCUUGCCUGCAGGAGCGACGACUUUCGGCAUUUUCUACGAUAACCCGAGAGAACGUGAGGAACACCUCCUCCAGUCUGCGGCAGGUGUCGUUUUCGGAGGUGAGUAA
Messenger RNA from Cooperia oncophora, 312 nucleotides. The record is from the annotation of a GenBank genome assembly. Lineage: Eukaryota; Metazoa; Nematoda; Chromadorea; Rhabditida; Trichostrongylidae.